GGUCCAAGCAGGUUGGAGCGGGUGGAGGAAGGUGUCAGGCGUGUUAUGUGACAGAAGAGUCUCUGCUAGGAUGAGGGGCAAGGUUUCUAAGACAGUGGUGAGGCCAGCCGUGAUGGACGGAUUAGAGACAACGGAAGCAGAGCUGGAGGUGGCGGAAAUGAAAAUGUUGAGGUUCGCUCUCGGAGUGACCGGGUUGGAUCAAAUUAGAAAUGAGACUUCGAUGGUUCGGACACAUCCAGAGGAGAAAUAGUGAGUAUAUUGGUAGAAUGAUGAGGAUGGAGCUGUCAGGCAAGAGAGCGAGAGGAAGACCAAAGAGAAGGCUGGUGGAUGUCGUGAGGGAAGACAUGAGGGCAGUUGGUGUUGGAGAGGAGGAUGCAGGAGAUUUACAGGCUUCCAUGGAAAAGGAUGACGCGCUGUGGCGACCCCAAAAGGGACAAGCCCAAAGCAAAAGAAGAAGACGGUGGAUUCACCAUUUACAAGUUAGGCAUACUAAUUUUUAAGGUGCCAUUUAAUGUACGUACACCCGCGCAGACAGACACGCGCGCGACAGUUGAAGCGUCGGCCCUGUAUAUUAAAAUGACGAAUAUGGUCAGUAAAGGAAAUCACAGACUUAAACCUCUGCAUGAUAGUAUUGCGGAUUAAGCCACAGCUAUAAACAUUGUUGCUGCGCGUCGAAUGCCGCGGAGAUCAUCUCUCGUGAUUGGUCCGUUUUAGUCACAUGCUGUGAUGACGUACUCCGCGUUUCUCUCGGCUCCACAUAUAACCUAUGCCGCUGCCUUCUUGAUCGAUUUUGCAGCAUAAUUAAACGUAUCAUCUGGUCAACUAGGCCCAUUUGACACUGUUCCACGGUCGCCAUUGUUGUUGCUUUGUUCCUUGUUACGGAAAGGAAAGUAAAACCGGCUACCGGAAAUGGCCAAAAAAUGCAGAGGAAACUCCACCCUGCCAAUACCAGCAGUAGCGACACCCCCGACUUGGAGAAGAACUGCAGUACAUUUUCAAAACUGCGCGCGUGGGUUGCUCUCGAGUCGAAAGGCAAACUGCGUGCGGGAUAGUCGCAGUGACGUUAGCCCUGCUGCCUUCACACUGCUGAUGGACCCCUCUUGGCAGUACGUGUAAUUAAGUCUCGCCCCCGCCUGCACGCUGGCUGCUCAUUGGUCAUUCGCCGAAUAUUCAGAAGUCUUGGAAGCAGCAAGUCAUUUCCGUAGUUCAUUGAAAUGUCAUUGAGUGCUUCGUGUGACUCUGUCUCUCAGAAAAGAAGUCUGUCGAGCCUUCUCGCUGGUCGUGUUGUCAAGAAACCAAAGCAAGGAGAUGGUCAGCAGCUGCAGGAGGCAGUGAUCCACUUGUUGGAGCAGCAGCAGGAUCUCUGCAGCCUAUUCAAGGAGAUUGGGAAUCCAAAUCCAAGCAAUCCUUUCAACACUGGCAUAGAUGAGCAAAGGCGGGUGGCCUCUGAAGGCAUCCCAUUAGGUAUUGCAGGUUCACUUUUGGUGUGUGGGUUGAGACAUGAGGCUAGGCAGCUUGGUGUCCCAUUAGCAACACUGUCAGCGAAAUCGGUGCUGGAGAGACUGAAGGUGAUUACUGGAGUUGAGGAGGACAGGACAAGGGAUAUUCUCACGGCUUCUCAGAGAGUCCAGCUGUGUGUCCUGCUGGAGUCUGUCAGAGAACUGCUUGCUCAUGGAGCCAUCUGCCCCAAGGGACUCUGGCAGGAGUACAGGAAGUAUCAGAAACUACCAAAUCUGCAUGUGGUGUACCUACUUCAGUUUUGCAAUAUCCUCGACUUGAAAGAUAUUUUUGAAAGUGAUGAAGGUGUGAGGUCGUGGUUGGUGCCACAGCUGAAGGCUCUGUGUAAAUGGACACCUCCUCUGGAAGAAAAUGAAGCCAUGCAAGCGCAACGGAACGUAUUGUCAACUAUCUCAGGUGCGUUGGUUGCUACGGGCUUCCAGUCAAGUCAGAAGCUCGACGCGGUGGAGAAGAGGUGCAUUCUGCUCUGCAUCUCAGCCCUAGAUGACAUGCUAUUCUGGCUUCUGGACGCUGUGGAUAUGAAUUCAGCACCCGCAUUAUCUGAAUCUGCAACUGAGCGAUGGUGUCAGCUAUUUGAUACCUCACUGUGUGAAGUUUCAGCUUCUCCAGACGCCCUUCAGCGCUUUUUCACCCACACACUCACGCAGACUCUCACUUACAAGCCUCGACUUGCAGUGUCAGAUGCAAUUGCUCUCCAGAACAAGUGGACCUUUGCAAAAGCCAGUCCAUUGCUCACCUCUCUUUUCCGUAGGUUGGCUGUGGUCUUCAGUGUGAAGCAGCUGCUACAUCACCUGCAGCAGGUACUCGAAACACAUGAAGUCAGCUGGAAACAUGUCCUGUGCUUCCUCUCCACUCUGCUGGUUUACAACCCUUCUGUGAAGCCCAGUUUGAGAGUACUUCUGUCCAGAUUGCUGACUUCUGGGUUUGACGGUUAUGACUUGGAGAACAUGAUUACUGCAUUCCUGUUGGCGCGGCAAGGGGCACUGCAAGGACCUGGCAUCUUCCCUUCCUAUAGUGACUGGUUCAAGGAGUCCUUUGGGGGGGCCAGUGGCUUCCACGCUACCAGCAAGAAAUCUCUGGUGUUUUUGCUCAAGUUUCUGUCUGACUUGGUUCCAUUUGAACCACCCGAGUACCUGAAGGUGCACAUCCUUCACCCUCCAUAUGUACCUGUGAAAUACCGUAGCCUCCUGAUGGAGUAUGUCUCCCUGGCCAAGACCAGACUUGCUGAUCUCAAGCAAUCACUGGAGAAUAUUGGUCUGUGUCAGGAUAUAUCUGGUGCUGGAGAUGCACCGGUCCAGGCUCUACAGGACGUGGAGAAAGCCUCAUCUCUUUUUGAGAGUACAGGAAAAAUCCCUGCCACUGUUAUGGAGGCCAGUAUUUUCCAUCGGACAUAUUUCCUCACACGGUUCCUUCCUGCUCUGCUGAGACCAAGAGUGCUUCCUGUGAAAGCAGACACUCAGAUGAGCUUCAUAGAGGCCCUGAAAAGAGCAGACAAGAUUCCUGCUGCACAGUAUUCAUCAUACAUGGAAUCUUGUCAGCGACGAAGACGGCACGAAAGGAAAGCUGUAUGUGAGGCAACUCAUGAUCCUCUCCACGUCUUAAAACUUCAGUUGCAGGAGCAAAGAAGGCUUGUUUCUGAUGGAAAUGAGGGAGAUAUGUCGGCUCAGCUGUCAAAGAUCGCCCACACUAUGAGCUUUAUCUUUCCUGGUCUUCCUGGUGACCUUUUGGGAAAGCAAGUGAUCGAACUGAAAACUGACCUGCUUUCAUUGCCAGAGCUCCACUUGCAAGUUGUUGAUGUGAUUUUAAGAAACUUUUGCCAGUGCAUUUCAGAUGCUUCCAAAUCACUCCCUCCGAAUAAGCAAAUUCUGUGGGCUUCAAGGUUUGUGUGUGUGUUAGUUUGUAACACACAGUUCCUCUUCUGCCUUCUGCACAGACUUUGGCAUCUGCUCCAUCACCAGGGGUCCUUGUUGAGUGGCCCUCACAUUGCCGGGCUGGCAGCUCUUGUGGUCCACCUCGAUGCCUUCGUGUCCCAAAGUCCUGGAGUGCGGCUGAUUUCACUGAGGCGGCCUAACCCAGUAUCUGUCUCAGAGGCUCUUAGCUCAGCGCUUGUCUGCAACACACACACUCGCAUGCACUUUUGUGUCAGGUUCUGCGUGGCUGCCAUGUGCUAUGGGAUCUGUAGAGGAGACUCGUUGCCUCAACAUCAUCAGAACCUGGCUCCCAGCAGCCUUUAUAAGAAGCUUCUGUACCUCAUCCCAAGACUGUUCCCUGAAGCCAGAAAGAUAGUUUCUGAUGGGAAAGAGGAUCAGGAGGUGAACAGCAGUGGCGUGUUGAGUCAUGUCAAAGACACCACCAGCAACUGGAAAAAGACGGCUUUGUGUCUGUGGAGACAUCCUGCUUUCAAUCGGCUACAACACCAACCAAAAUAUCAGUUAUUCAUCACAGAAUGGCUGGCAAAUGAACUCCAAGUUGACAGAAGUAAAGACACCUUUUCCGACUCUGAACGGCUGGAGUACCAUCAGUGGGCGUGUCUAAACUUCUACCUGAUACGUCCAGAGGAUCAGGGCGGCUGCGGCGGAAGCAUGCAGAGUCUUUGCUCUCAUCUCAUCAAUGCGAUCAUGGACCAGCAGCAAAGUGAACAGAGUCAGGACGAUCACAGAGUCUCACAAAGAGGAACCUGUCUUCCAGACAUUAUCUGUAGAUUACAGGAGGUCAUCUAUGAGAUGGAGUUAAGCAGCCUAUCGGGCAGUCAUCCGAGCGCAACGGACACAUGUGACUUCCUGUUUGAGUUGGUUUCCAAGAGGUUCUCUGAGACAUUGAGUUCAUCUCACCUCAGCUCUGAACACGCACUGAACACGUGGAACAGAGUAAUGCUGGCUCUCCCGACGAUGUCGUUUCUUAAAGUCAAGGCUGAAGGAGACGGGGUGCAUCUCGACUGUAAAAAGCUGAUCCGACAUGUCAACGAUCAUCAGAGGAGUGCAUGUUCACCGAGCGGCCUGUUGUCCUUUCAUCUGACGUCCCACUUCCUGAGAAGCAAUCUACGUGCUAGUGUACACUGCAGUCUUGCGGCUGAAGAAUUCAACAAGACCUGGUCUCAGAUCAGUCAUCAGUGCCCUCUGCUGCUGGUCUCAACAGCGUACUGGUGGGAGCGCCUGUCUGUCGUGCUCUUGUCGCUAUGGUGCCGUCUGUGUGAUGGAGAGGCUCCCCCGGAACAACUGCAGCUCAUCGCAAAAAGUCAAAGCUGGGCCCGCAGUUUAACGAGGGGUCAGCCGCUGCAGAUGCCCUCGGCUCCAGCACUCUUGUUGGCCUCCGGCCUGUAUGUCGGCUCGCAAGGUCGAGCCGAAGGCAAGCGAGGUGUCGCUGAUGCUCUCAAUAUGUUGCAACCUUUGACAAACAUGAAACACAGACAGGUUUUAGUUUUCUUACUUUUCCUGUGUGUGAACAAAUACCUGUCAGCCCUCCUCUUUCCUCAGGAGUGUAGCCAUCAGAGCGCCUUAAACGUAUGCACAGAAGUCCUGACUGUGUUGGUGGAUUGUGCUGACUGGCUACUUAUCUUUAAAUCUAAAGAUGCUGAAAAAGGUGCUUACCAGAGUGUUACCUUGGUGACAUCAGACCGAUUUACUCAACUGAUGCCGUGGGCCUUCUACAGCUUAUUGCUUCAGCAGAGCACUGAGGUGCAGCAAAGAGCUGUGCGUUGUCCAGACUUUCUCAACACUGCUGUCUCCUGCUACAUCAGUCUGCUGCAGCUCCUGGAUGGCCCGGGCCCCUCUAUCACUGGACCCCUUGGAAGUCAGACGGAGUCUUGGCAGAUUCUGAGCCAAACCAAAACCUUCCUGCUGAGGGCCAUUUCAGAGACGUCCACUUCCACUCUCUUUUCCGGGCACAUAGCUCAGCUGGAGUCUCAGUGUGUGGAAUUCGACCCAGAGGUGGCAGCAGCUCUGUCGACACACUUGGACCCUCACAGGAUUAUUCCAGAGUAGUCUUUCCUCUGAUGAGGCAACUUUGGCUCAACAGUUUCACUCAAAAUAAAUGAAAUAUGUUCCAAAUGUUUUUCUGCCAUGUUCUUGAAUACAGUAAUUACUUUAAAAAAAAAAUAAAAAAAUAAAAACA
This is a messenger RNA of Phyllopteryx taeniolatus (common seadragon), 5628 nucleotides long. It is a transcript of the gene fanca, whose product is annotated as Fanconi anemia group A protein. The transcript is spliced from 43 exons. Gene Ontology annotation, cellular component: Fanconi anaemia nuclear complex. Bases 1215 to 5498 code for a protein of 1427 amino acids. NCBI's taxonomy places the organism in Eukaryota, Metazoa, Chordata, Actinopteri, Syngnathiformes, Syngnathidae. Gene Ontology annotation, biological process: interstrand cross-link repair. The record is from RefSeq and is a predicted model, not a curated record.